GAGCUCUGCUUCCGCAGUGCAGCAAAAGGAGGGCCUAGCAGCGCGCCAAGUACGUUGCGGGUCAGCACCAUGGCGGCCCGGCUGGCUGUGAGCCGGUGGAGGGCUGCACCUGCAGCUGCUGGGAAAGGCCCGCUGCUCUCCUGCCGGAGGUGGUCGGGCGCCAAGGCCGACACGGUGUACGAUGUGGUGGUGUCGGGCGGAGGCCUGGUGGGUGCCGCCAUGGCCUGUGCUUUGGGAUAUGAUAUUCACUUUUGUGACAAGAAAAUCCUCUUGCUAGAAGCAGGACCAAAGAAAGUAUGGGAGAAAUUGCCAGAAACUUACAGCAACAGAGUCAGCUCCAUUUCCCCCGGCUCUGCAACCCUUCUCAGUAGUUUUGGUGCCUGGGAUCACAUCUACAUGAGAUACAGAGCCUUUCGGCGAAUGCAGGUGUGGGAUGCCUGCUCAGAGGCCCUGAUAAUGUUCGAUAAGGAUAAUCUGGAUGACAUGGGCUAUAUAGUGGAGAAUGAUGUCAUAAUGUGCGCUCUCACCAAGCAGCUGGAGGCGGUGUCAGGUGAGACCGGGGUGACAGUUCUCUACAGGAGCAAAGCACUCAGCUACACCUGGCCUUAUCCGUUUACCAUGGCAGACUCCAGCCCUUGGGUUCAUAUUACCCUAGGUGAUGGCAGCACCCUCCAGACUAAAUUGUUGAUUGGUGCAGAUGGUCACAACUCAGGAGUGCGGCAGGCUGCUGGGAUUCAGAAUGUCAGCUGGAGCUAUGAUCAGUCUGCUGUUGUGGCUACUCUGCAUUUAUCGGAGGCCACAGAAAACAACGUAGCUUGGCAGAGAUUUCUUCCCUCUGGGCCCAUUGCUUUGCUCCCGCUCUCAGACACCUUGAGUUCCUUGGUUUGGUCCACAUCCCAUGACCAUGCAGCAGAGCUCGUCAGCAUGGAUGAGGAAAAGUUUGUGGAUACCAUUAACUCUGCUUUCUGGAGUGAUGCCAACCACACAGACUUCAUUGACUCGGCCAGCACCAUGCUGCAAUAUGCUGUUGGCUUUCUGAAGCCCACUAAGGUCUCAGCUCGCCAGAUGCCCCCAAGUGUCGCCGGAGUGGACGCCAAAAGUCGAGUGCUGUUUCCACUUGGGUUGGGACAUGCUGCCGAGUACGUCCGGCCGCGACUGGCUCUCAUCGGGGAUGCAGCCCACAGAGUCCAUCCACUUGCAGGACAAGGUGUCAACAUGGGCUUUGGGGAUGUCUCCAGCUUGGUCCAUCACCUCAGUGCUGCAGCCUUCAAUGGAAAGGACUUGGGCUCUAUGAGCCAUCUUGCAGGUUACGAAACAGAUCGACAGCGUCACAACACUGCUCUUCUGGCUGCUACUGACCUACUGAAAAGGCUCUAUUCCACCAGUGCCACUCCGCUGGUGCUGCUCCGGACAUGGGGCUUGCAGGCCACAAAUGCAGUACCUCCACUCAAAGAACAGAUUAUGGCCUUUGCAAGCAAAUGAAUGCUCUUUAGGACAUUCUGUCGAAGAAAAAGGACAUCUUUUCUCAAGACCAUCACAUGUUUUCAAGAUUUAAUAAAUUUGCUUUACAUUAGAA
Molecule: messenger RNA, 1576 nt
Organism: Zalophus californianus (California sea lion)
Lineage: Eukaryota; Metazoa; Chordata; Mammalia; Carnivora; Otariidae
Gene: COQ6
Product: coenzyme Q6, monooxygenase
Biological process (GO): ubiquinone biosynthetic process
Cellular component (GO): mitochondrion
Molecular function (GO): FAD binding; oxidoreductase activity, acting on paired donors, with incorporation or reduction of molecular oxygen, NAD(P)H as one donor, and incorporation of one atom of oxygen; 2-octaprenyl-6-methoxyphenol hydroxylase activity
Source: RefSeq, a predicted model, not a curated record